Messenger RNA from Toxotes jaculatrix (banded archerfish), 1687 nucleotides. Its product is annotated as dnaJ homolog subfamily B member 6-like. The transcript has 7 exons. Lineage: Eukaryota; Metazoa; Chordata; Actinopteri; Toxotidae. Gene Ontology annotation, cellular component: cytosol; endoplasmic reticulum membrane. The coding region runs from base 269 to 1054 and encodes 261 amino acids. Gene Ontology annotation, molecular function: ATPase activator activity; Hsp70 protein binding. The record is from RefSeq and is a predicted model, not a curated record. Gene Ontology annotation, biological process: protein refolding; positive regulation of proteasomal ubiquitin-dependent protein catabolic process.
CAGCAGGAAAUCGACCCUGAGCCGGCCACUGCUUUUGCUUCUCUGCAGCUCUUUAAAUAACAACUCGCUGUAAUUGUCUGCUUGCAAUAUUUAAAACUCAUUCACUUACAAAACAAAAAAAAAGAAAAAAAGCCCGAAAUAUCUCGUUGUGUGAGCCUUUUUCUUUCUAACAGAGUCACACUAAUCUCCCUGACUAAUAGACUGAAUGUCUUCUGGCAGCUUCACAAUGAAAGCGCCCCCGUGGUGGUUCACUGUUUGAACACUGUCAAUGAGGUACAGAAAGCUGGCCCUGAGGUGGCACCCGGACAAAAACCCGGAGAACAAGGAGGAGGCCGAGCAGAAGUUUAAGGAGCUGUCGGAGGCGUACGAAGUCCUGUCAGAUGCCAACAAGAGGAGCCUAUAUGAUCGCUACGGCAAAGAGGGACUGACAGGGAGUAACGGAGGAAGAGGGGGCCAUUUCCACAACGGAGACCAUUUCCACGAACAGUUCACAUUCCGCAACCCGGAGGAUGUCUUCAGGGAAUUCUUCGGCGGCAGAGACCCGUUUGCAGACUUGUUCGGCGCAGACCCUUUUAGCGACGAUCCUUUUUUCAGCAGCGGCCGGCAGCACCAAAAUCGGGGAAGUCGCAGCCGGACGGGCGGCUCGUUUUUCGGAGGCUUUGUCGGCUUCCCCGCCUUCGGCGCCGGCUUCUCACCUUUUGACCCAGGCUUCGGUUCGUUUGGCUCCAUGGGUCAUAUGGGUCAUAUGAGUCACAUGGGUCACAUGGGUCACAUGGGUCACAUGGCAACCAUGGGCAGUAUGGGAGGUGGAGGCUUUACCUCUUUCUCUUCCACCUCCUUUGGAGGAGGAGGAGGAGGAGGUGGAGGAGGCGGAGGGGGCAUGGGCAACUUCCGCUCUGUGUCCACCUCCACCAAGAUCAUCAACGGCAGGAAGAUCACUACUAAAAGAAUUGUGGAGAACGGUCAGGAGCGGGUGGAGGUGGAGGAGGACGGGCAGCUGCGGUCGUUAACCAUUAACGGCAAGGAGCAGCUGCUGCGACUGAAACACAAGUGAGGACGGGGGGGGGAAAACAUCCUCUGCUGGAGAAGUUUUACCUCAGCACAAACAUACCAACAAACUUGAGCUUGAAACAGGAGGAGGGAGGGAAAAAAAAAAAAAAAAGCAACAAACCAGUGUAAUAAUAGUGCUCUACUAUAGUUUGAUGUACAUAUUUAGGUUGUGUUUAUUUCCCCUUUAUGUCCUCUCCCUGCUGACUUCUUGUAUGUGAACCGAGGAUUCAGAUCAAGAGGAUUUGGAUGCAGAACUUUUCUAUGCAUUUUUUUUUUUUUUUUUUUUUGGUUCAUGUAUUUCUGAAUUGGAGCUGUCAUUAUAUUUUGGCUCAGGGUGGUGUUAUUGUUUCAGUGUUUUUUUGGGGACCACAGUAUUGUUUUGAUGUAAAUGACCAGACCCCUGACCCCCCCCCCUCUUCCAGUACUUCCUGUAUACACUCCACUGUGUGUCAGUGUGUGUUCAGAAAACAAAACCCAACUUUGCUUUUUCAUCUCAACAUUACCAAAAAAAAAAAAAAAAAAAAAAAAAGAGUUGAAUUUGAUUUUAUCAGAAUUGGAACAGUUGAAGCAUCUUUCCCCCCGUUUCUGUUCACCGCUUGUCUAACCCCCUCUUAGUAAUAAUUCUUUUUUUUAUAUU